AUGCAAUCCCUCCUCCGAACGCGCCUCCCAAGCGCACUCGCGCAAACCCGACUCCGCGCGCGCCCAAAUCACCUCAAACCCUACAAUGCAUCCACGCUACUCCGACACACAAGCACAGCAACCACCCUGACCAAACUCGACCUCCCGAGACUGGACAAGAAAUGGCAAGAAAAAUGGACUGCAGAGCGGAUGACUGCCGCCAAAGAAUCUCAAUCUCUAUCUCCAACCAAAUCAACCAAACCCCAAUCCUACAUCCUCUCCAUGUUCCCCUACCCCUCCGGAACCCUGCACAUGGGCCAUCUGCGUGUGUACACGAUCUCCGAUGUCCUAGCGCGGUACUACAAAAUGCGCGGGCAUGACGUUCUUCAUCCGAUGGGAUGGGAUGCGUUUGGUCUUCCGGCGGAGAAUGCGGCUAUUGAGCGGGGGAUUGAUCCGGGUGUUUGGACGGGGCAGAAUAUCGAUCGCAUGAAGGAGCAGCUUGGGUGUAUAUCUGCUGGGUUUGAUUGGGAGAGGGAAUUGGCGACGUGCUCUCCGGAGUUUUAUGAACAUACCCAGCGGAUCUUCCUGAUGCUUUAUCAGAAGGAUUUGGCGUAUCAGGCUGAGGCACUGGUCAAUUAUGAUCCGGUUGAUAAGACGGUUUUGGCGAAUGAGCAGGUUGAUGCCAAUGGGUUCUCGUGGAGAUCUGGUGCAAAGGUUGAGAAGUUGAAUUUGAAGCAGUGGUUCUUCCGUAUUACUGAAUUCAAGGAAGCGCUGCUGAAGGAUCUUGAUUCCCUUGCUGGUGGUUGGCCGGAGCGUGUCCUUUCCAUGCAGCGGAAUUGGCUUGGGAAGUCUUAUGGGGCCAAGGUUACUUUCCCCGUUACUGUGAACAGCAAUGGGGGCGAGGAGGUCAAUGUGGAUGUUUUUACGACUCGGCCGGAUACCUUGUAUGGGGUGGAAUAUCUUGCUCUUUCGUUGAGUCAUCCUAUUGUGCUCAAGGCUGCGGAGAAGGAUGAAGCUCUCAGCAAGUUUUUGAGCGAAGCUGCUUCACUUCCGCCAGACUCAAAGGCUGGAUACAAAUUAUCCGACGUGGAAGUGUCUCAUCCUCUGCGCAAAAUUGACACAGAAAGUUCACAGUUGUCGAGGAAGCUUCCUGUUUUCGUGGCGCCCUAUGUUCUUAGCGAUUAUGGCGAAGGAGCCGUCAUGGGAGUUCCUGGUCACGAUACCAGGGAUAUGUCGUUCUUCAAGGAGAAUGUGAACCCGGAAUAUAUCUCGGUCGUUGUUGAGGCUGAGGUAACGGACGGCGAGACAAAUUGUGCUGUCCCAGCCUCUGACUCCAAGGCUUUCACCCAAGAGGGCUUCUUGACUUCCAUCUGCGGGAAGUAUUCUGGGCUGCCCUCCAAGGAAGCUUCCGAGCUCAUUGUCAAUGACCUCAAGCAGGUUGGACAAGCGGAGUUUGUUGAGAGCUGGCGUCUACGAGACUGGCUGAUUAGUCGUCAGCGGUACUGGGGUGCCCCUAUUCCCAUCAUCCACUGUGGCGACUGUGGUCCUGUUCCUGUUCCUGUGAAGGAUCUCCCAGUGAAGCUGCCGAAGAUCGAGGGAGACUGGCUUAAAGGAAAGAAGGGCAACCCUCUCGAAUCAUCCGAUGAAUGGCUCCACACAGAAUGCCCCAGCUGUGGAGGAGCAGCUAAACGGGAUACAGACACCAUGGACACAUUUGUGGACUCUUCAUGGUACUUCCUUCGGUUCCUCGACUCAGCCAACAAGGAGGCACCAUUCUCUCCUGCCGUAACACGGCCAGUAGAUGUCUAUAUCGGCGGAGUCGAGCAUGCUAUUCUUCAUCUCCUCUACGCCCGGUUCAUCUACAAGUUCCUCGCUCAAUCGGAGCUAUUCCCAGCUGGAACCUCCGACGCACCUGCAGAACCAUUCAAAACUCUUCUCAGUCAAGGAAUGGUCCACGGCAAGACCUUCACCGAGCCCUCAACUGGCCGAUUCCUCCGCCCAGAGGAAGUUGACCUCACCAGCCCGGACAAGCCUUUGAUCAAGGGAACCCAAGUCACUCCCAAUAUUUCUUUCGAGAAGAUGUCCAAAAGCAAAUACAACGGCGUGGACCCAACCGAAUGCACAUCCAAGUACGGCGCCGAUGCCACGCGUGCCCAGAUCCUCUUCGCAGCCCCCGUCAGCGAAGUCCUAGAAUGGGACGAAUCCAAGAUCGUCGGCAUAGAACGCUGGUUCGGCCGACUCUGGAAGCUCAUCCAAGAUACCCAGCAAACCCUGACAACAGCAUCAUUCUCCCUCCCCGCAGAAGCCCAACCUUCAUCCUCAACCGGCCACGCCGCCCCUCUCCCCUCAUCCCUAAACGACCUGAGCGACGCAGACGCAGACGCCAUCCUGGCUACGCACAACACCAUCUCCUCAGUCACAACCUGCAUCGAGAGCAACCCCUACAGUCUGAACACAGUCAUCUCAGACCUAACCAAAUUAACCAACACCCUCAACACAACUCCCGCAUCUACCCCUCUAAUCCUCUACCUCACAAUCUCCUCUCUCCUCCGUCUCCUGGCUCCCAUCGCCCCGGCCCUCUCAUCCGAAUGCUGGGAAACCCUACACAAGACACUCAAUAAACCCAACAACAACAUCCCAUCAAUCCUCACAUCACCGUGGCCAAGCACCCUCCUCACGACAGACGAGGCAGAGACCCUAUCCGCUCGCGGGGGAGUCAAGGUCGCCGUGCAGGUUAACGGCAAGACCCGCUGUGCGGUUACCAUUCCGUCCAUGAAGGCUUCACCAACUACAAGCGCGGGGAAGAAGAAUGCCCCUCCUACGCAGGAGGAACAGGACUGGAUUGUUAGUCGGGUGCUGGAGACUCCUGAGGGGAAAUUGUGGCUGAGUGAGAAGCAUGAUUGGGAGAAGAGGAGGAGGGUUAUUGUGAUCAAGGGUGGGAAGUUGGUCAAUGUUGUGUUUUGA
Messenger RNA from Penicillium nucicola, 2943 nucleotides. Its product is annotated as leucine--tRNA ligase NAM2. The record is from RefSeq and is a predicted model, not a curated record. Lineage: Eukaryota; Fungi; Ascomycota; Eurotiomycetes; Eurotiales; Aspergillaceae. The coding region runs from base 1 to 2943 and encodes 980 amino acids. Gene Ontology annotation, molecular function: ATP binding; aminoacyl-tRNA deacylase activity; leucine-tRNA ligase activity. Gene Ontology annotation, biological process: mitochondrial translation; leucyl-tRNA aminoacylation. The transcript has 3 exons. Gene Ontology annotation, cellular component: mitochondrion.